Messenger RNA from Lactuca virosa, 492 nucleotides. The record is from the annotation of a GenBank genome assembly. NCBI's taxonomy places the organism in Eukaryota, Viridiplantae, Streptophyta, Magnoliopsida, Asterales, Asteraceae.
AUGAAAAGGAAAAGGGUUGAAAAGAUUGUUAGGGAUAAAAAGGUUAAGGUGAAAGGGAAAAAAGUAAUUGGAUCUCAGGAUAAAUGUAAAGAAGGGAAGGUAGGAACAGAAUUUCAAAGGUUGAGUACUCGUAUGUCUCCAAACUCAUUGUAUUUAGCAAUUAAAAGUUUGUCAAAAAAUCAGCGAGAAAUGGUAUGCAAGAUGGGUUUUGGAUCUUUUCUGGGAAUGAAGAUUGAUACACUACCCGGAAAGUUAGCAUAUUUUGUUGUAGAUAGCUUCACAACUAGUUCUUGCUCCAUAUGGGUUAAAAGUGGUGAAGUGACCAUAACAAACGAGACAGUUGAAGCUAUGUUUGGGCUUCCGAAUAAGGGUUUGGAUUUUAAGACACUGGGCGAAUGUGAUAAGAAUGAUCCAUUGCUUGAGGCUUGGAAAGCACAAUAUUGGAAGGGAAAUUAUUAUAACUAUUUGAAGGAAAACAAAUGUUGCGGAUGA